Cadophora gregata is the source of this 4364-nucleotide messenger RNA. RefSeq lists its product as uncharacterized. The transcript has 3 exons. Bases 1134 to 3146 code for a protein of 670 amino acids. The record is from RefSeq and is a predicted model, not a curated record. Lineage: Eukaryota; Fungi; Ascomycota; Leotiomycetes; Helotiales; Ploettnerulaceae. Gene Ontology annotation, molecular function: protein binding.
UGAGAAAUGAAAAAUUGGAAGUUUAUGUGUAUGUGUAUGUGGGCCUUGCAUCGGACUGCUACUGUAUGCAUCAUCUCGCAUGCCGCCAACAACAACAACAGAAGAGGAUUAAAAAUUACACUCAGCACGCUUCCCGGACGAAUCAAGCUGCCCUCCUGGUGCGAUCCCGAAACCUUCGUUCUGGCGGGUCUUGGCCUUUGCAGCUAAGGUAAAUUUACUCGGUACGGUACAGUAGCAAUCUUGCGCUGCAUCGGAAACCAGGCUAUCCCCUGCAUCGACGUACCGGGCGCCCUGGGUGCUGUGGUGGGAAUUUGUGAAGCAUCGAGGGCAAAGCUCGGCUCAGACUUGUUUGAGAGGAGAGGAGAGGAGAGGAGAGGAGAGGAGGGAGAAAAGAGGAGACGAGGAGAGAAGCACAGAAAGACAAAAAAGGGCCUGCGCCUUUUUCGCAUCAUCGGGCCAGGAACAGCAAAGCACCACCUGAACGAGCAUCUUUCGGCACUGAGCUUGCCCUCUUCAGGCCAGGUUCUUGCUCGUGUUCAGCCAAAGCAGCGACGGCUCGCCCGCCAAACAGCCCUGGUGCCCUGGUGCCCUGGUGCUCUGCCCACUGGCGCACGGGCCCACAGGCCCUCCCCAGCAAUCAUCCAGACCCCGGCCUGAUCCAGCCUCCUCGACUGUUGCAGUGCUGCUGGCGUCCGCUGUCCGCUGUCUUGUCUCUGCUGUACCCUGACUUCCAACUUCCCUGCACUGCACCGCACCGCAACCGCACCGCACCUGCCCUGCCCCGAGAACCUCCCGCCGCCCGCCCAAGCAAUAAUCAAUCUCCUCCCAAACCAGUCUGCGUCCGUUCGAUACGACUCGACUAUCGACCACCACCGCCGACCACGACACUCCUUCACACCAACCCCCCACCCCCCCAAGUCACUCGUUUACACUUCAAUUCGUCUCCCAGAGCGUCACCAUCGAGUGCACUCCGGGCUUUUUUGGUUAGGAAAGGCUGAGGGAAGGACCCGAAGUUUUGUUUACGCUACGGUUCGAGGCGGAGAUAUUGACGAUCAACAAGGCCAGCGCAGAGACCGACAAUUGGAAGCGCGUGGAUGUGGUGACCAGGGACGCACAACCAGCGAGACCGAAAUAUGUGGGAGGGAAUCGAGGAGAAAGGCAACGAUAGCACCAUCCAACUCUCGCAGCCAAAUAAUGGAGUGUUCGAUGUAAUGGAGGAGUCAAUGGUGUCGCUGGAAGAAUCGCAAAGAGGAAGACCCAUAAUGCCAGCGCCGUCGAGAGAAGGUCGGGGCACAGGGCCCAGCAAACGAAAACAACGAUCAACUGGCUUCAACACCAAGACGAUUCUCCUGGGAGCUCUGGCAGCGGUGCCUGGCGCAAUGGCUCAGAAUUGUAUAUCGUUGUCUGGCUCGACGCAAUGUCCCGCGUUCCAAUCAGCCUCCAUCUCGACCGACAGCACUCUUGUCGGAUUUUUUCCAUUCCUUCAAUUCGUCUCAAGCACGUCAACAUUCGACGAGCAAUUGAGCGCGUAUCUAUCCACAAGCUACGUCCAGCAGAAGUAUGUUCCUCACCCGUGCAAAUCCACACCCAACACGCCUAAUGCAAUAUGCAGGUACCAGACACUUCUCGGCUGUAGCAACAUUAAUCUCACAAACACCACCGAUCUUUAUGCCCGAUUCACGACCUCAGUAAUAUGUAAUGCAAUAAUUCAGAACUCCGUAACGCCGUGUGGACUCUCUGCAGUUGCCUCCCGGCCUGUCUGCGCGAACACAUGUGCCCAAAAUGCAGAGAGUGAGGCAAUUAUUAUUGCCAACAGCGAACUCUGUUCAAACCCAGGCCCCAAUGCAGACACUCAAAUCCGAGCCGACUUCACUAAUUGCGCUCUACCUGCCGAAUCUUUGACCGGUUCUUGCAUCGACGGUGCAGCCAAUGAGGUCAACAAUUGUGGAUUCGGUAACAGCACCAUUGGAUUGUGUCAAUACUGCUCAUCGGGAGGACAGAACAGCACCGACACAUGCUGUUAUAAUUCGAAGGCAGAGCAAGUAUGUGCUGGAGUUGUACUCCCAACAAUUACCGGCUAUAUGACCUUUGCAACAACCUUGCCUACUGCCACAGCAACAUCUUCCUCAGCCAGUUCUCCUGCAACCUCAACCUCUGCACCAUCCGAAUCUGGUUCUAACGAUGGCCUGUCUGGAGGUGCUAUUGCAGGAAUCGUCAUUGGUUCAAUAGUUGGAGCGGCCAUCCUUGCAGGCCUAAUCUUCCUGCUCAUUCUUUGUCUCCGUCGUCGCAGAGGGAGUCAGAAUGGCAGCGUGUUCAACCAGCCAACUCCAGCCAGGAGAGGACACACUACAGGAAUGGCCUACAAUCCAGUUGGUGCAAGCACUACCACGCCGGAGGGAUACGAAGUUCUCCCUGGAGGACGAAUUGCACGCAUGUCAGCCCUGGAAGGCCAUUCAGGAGACUCUCCCCCUCGUGGAGAGUUGGGAGCAGCUGGGGCUGGGGGUGCAGCCGCUGGAGCCGCAGCUGGAUACGCAGCAGGAAGGAGAAGACAUGACCAAUCAUCCUCAGAUGAAUACAGUCCAGUAUCUAACUCAAACGGAGGUGGUGGUGUAUUGAGACCACCACCAACUUCACGACGGGCCGGAUCAUUAUCGAGCAAUUCUGUUCUUGGCAUGGAGGAUCCCCAAUCACCAGUUUCUGGAAGCGGUGGAGACAUGUCAUCACCCCAGGGUGUUGCCAGCCAACAGUCCGAGCAGUUGCCAUUCUUCAAGGACUACUAUUCGCAAGACGAAAUUCAUCCAGGUGACAAGGUGGCAACUCUUUGGGCAUAUCAACCGAGAGCAAGCGACGAGUUUGCUCUGGAACGAGGAGACAUGCUCAAAGUGGUAGGUAUCUGGGAUGAUGGUUGGGCGACUGGUGUCAUGAUCAAUGAACGAGCGGACGAGUGGGAUGCGAAAAGGAACGCUCAGCGUGAUAGUGGUGUAUCAAACACAUCCGGUCGGAGGGACGAAUCACCAGCCGCAAGCGGUGAGAUCAAAGCAUUCCCCUUGGUAUGUGUCUGUCUACCAGAUCACUGGAGGAAAACGAUAGAGGGCGAUGGAUCGACAGAGACCGGUUCCAGCGCACCUACUGGCUUAAAUCAAUGAAUCGAUGCUCGUUUCUCUUUCUGAUUUUCCUAUGGCUUCACGACGGUGUUAUUCUGUUCCGGACUCGGCGUUCGAGGCUCACGGCUUUUCUGACUUGUUCUUAUGAGCACACAUUACGCCUCCAGACUUGGCCUACCACAACCUAAACCACAUACUACAUACAUAACAUGUCGGGUACCAGCCGAUCAACGUUUGGCAAACACCUCAACACGUUGAUGUUUUUCGGAUACAAAUCCAUUCCACUCCCUCACGCCUAUCACGUACUAUAUUCCUAGACCUAUCUUCUGCAUAGCAUUUGCGUCUUCCGCUUCGACACUGGCAUGACUCCAUAUCAUACCACCGAUCAGCGACACGCACUCCGGCUUAUUAGCCGUCUGAGAUAACGGUCCUUCGGUUUAAUAUCAUCAUCACGACAGAUCGAUCGCCACCGUCCUUGUCUGAUACCUAAGUACUGGAUGAUUCACUGGACACUGUACUACUUGUCGCGAGUACCUGCUACUAUUACUCUAGUAUAUCCUUUUUCUUCUCCCUUUUCUUUUUCUAUAUACCCAUUUCUUGUUUUGAGUUUGUUUGGAUUGGUUGAUGCGGUGGAACUUGAAUGAAUGGGCACACUUUUUUGAGACGAUGAAUUGGCUACGUUUAUAUUGUGUGGUGGAUUAUGCUAUUGUGGAUAGAUGUAGGUUUGGAGGGAGUGGAUAAUCGAUAGAGGGAGGGGGGGCAGGAAAAGAGACAUGUUAUUACCUUGUGUGUUACUCCGGUAGAAGUUCAUAGAUAGGGUUGCCUGACAGGAUAGGAUAGGACAGGAUAAGAGGAAUGCAAAUAUUGAAAACGUGUUGCGGUUUCGCUUGUAUUUUCUUCCUCUCGCUUGUGUCGUACUGGAAGACGAAAUUUCGCUUCACCAUGUUGACUUUAGCGUCGCCUAUUUUUCUGGACAUGGUUGACCCAGGCAGAUAGUGUCUACUUUUGAUAGCACAUAUAUCAAGGCAAGGCACUCUCCAACGGUAUCUCUUCUUGGAGAAGCAGACGCAUGUUCAGGGGCAGUGGCAAUUAAUUCCCUGUCAUCUAAGCAUUACGCGAGCAGGAUUGUCAAGAUACUUCCACCUGUGGAUCUCGCACAUUCUGUGUAGAUCACGGUACCAAACUCUCCUCGUCUAUUUCUAAAUUAUGGGAUUCCAGCGCUCAAUAAUUACCAGAAUCAUGAACCUCAGGCGAUGUAAG